ACAUUUAUUCGCACUUGGGUUGCACUUGUUACUCAACCCUCAGCCGCCAACCCGAGUUCAGCGUCGCUCUCCAUUCUCAACAGAUCCUGUGCAAUAAAUCUAAACUCCUUCCUUCGAGUUAUUGAUUGUUCAAAGCUGCGAAAAUCAUGGCCCAAGAAAUGGAGCAGAAAGAAUUUAGCGAGUUCGCCAAAUCUAUGGUGGAGUACAUUGGCCAAUACUUGGAGAAUAUCAGAGACAGGAGAGUUCUUCCCACAGUUGAACCCGGAUAUUUGAGGCCGUGCCUUCCAGAAACGGCUCCAGAAGAUCCUGAUAAGUGGCAAGAUGUGAUGGCUGACAUUGAGCGGGUCAUCAUGCCUGGUGUGACUCAUUGGCAUUCGCCCAGAUUCCAUGCGUACUUUCCAACAGCCAAUUCAUACCCAGCAAUUGUGGCUGACAUGCUGAGUGAUGCCAUCGCUUGUAUUGGAUUUUCUUGGAUUGCCAGUCCUGCUUGCACCGAAUUGGAGGUAGUGAUGCUUGAUUGGCUGGGAAAGAUGCUCGGUCUGCCCAAUGAAUUCCUCGCCUGUUCAGGAGGAAAGGCGGGAGGCGUUAUACAGGGAACGGCGAGUGAAGCGACUCUUGUGGCUCUUCUUGGCGCCAAGGCUAGAGCUGUGCGGAAGGCAAAGGAACAGCAUCCCGAUUGGACAGAUGCUGUCAUCAACUCCAAGCUUAUCGCUUACGCUUCAGAACAAGCACAUUCGUCAGUGGAGAGAGCAGGUCUGCUUGGUGGUGUGACAUUCCGCAACCUCAAAGUUGAUUCGCAUUACAGGCUUCAUGGUGACACAGUUGAUGAAGCUAUUGAAAAAGACUUGAAGGAAGGACUCAUCCCAUUUUAUGUCGUGGCAACGCUUGGUACAACGUCAGUCUGCUCGUUCGACUUGAUCACCGAGAUUGGACCCGUUUGCAGAAAACAUGACUUGUGGUUGCACAUCGAUGCUGCAUAUGCAGGUUCGGCAUUCAUCUGUCCUGAGUACAGGUAUCUAAUGGAAGGAGUCGAGCUGGCUGAUUCUUUCAACUUCAAUCCUCACAAGUGGAUGCUAGUCACAUUUGAUUGUUCAGCUAUGUGGUUGAAAGACCCGACAGAUGUAAUUGAUGCAUUCAAUGUUGAUCCACUCUAUUUGAAGCAUGAGCAGCAAGGAUCAGCGCCUGAUUAUAGGCAUUGGCAAAUCCCUCUUGGAAGAAGGUUCCGUUCCCUCAAAUUAUGGUUUGUGAUGAGACUUUAUGGUGUCAAGAACCUGCAAGCUCACAUAAGGAAGCAGAUUGGAUUUGCUCAUCAAUUUGAAGCCUAUGUCAAUGAAGACGAACGUUUUGAGCUUGUUGGAGACGUUCUUAUGGGAUUAGUAUGCUUCAGAUUGAAGGGGUCGAACGAAUUGAAUGAAAAAUUGCUGAAAAGGAUCAAUGGAAAUGGAAAAAUCCACCUUGUACCGUCGAAGAUCGAUGGCCUGUAUUUCCUGAGACUGGCGAUCUGCUCUCGUUACACAGAAUCAACAGACAUUGAAUUCUCAUGGACGGAAAUCAAAAGUCUAGCAAACGAUGUUCUCGUAGAAGAGAAAUGAACAAAAGUACAUUUAAGUACCGUACUGUCGUACAUUUAGUUAGGCUACUAGGAAGCCUAUAUGCUUACUAUAUCUCUUUAAUUAUGUUUAAGCAAUCAUCUUAGCGAAUUUGCUGAAAGCUUUCUAUAUAUUAAUAAAAUGAGUUUGCUUAUAAAAACUCAUGUGAGAACGAAUUAUCUUCUAUCUACUGUAUUUUUAAUUAUUUAACGCACUUGGAAAGUUCUAAGUUAUAAAAGAAAAUGCAGGCUGUCUAUUGCAUAGUUGAUUUUCCAAUUGUUACCUAUUAAUAGCGCUUUGUUGAAGAAGUGUGUAUAGUAUGUAUAAAAUGUAUAUUUGAAUACCGUAUGCAAUGUUAUUAUACGAUAGCCUAAAACAUUUAUAUUGCUUAUUUUUUGCUUACAUUAUUAUGUAUCACUCAAUUUACUUAUAAUAUCGAUAACAUUAUCAACUUCAUGACUCCAUAGAAAGAGAUGAGAGAAAAAUAUAUGAAAUAAUCAAUUAGUCACUGCUUCUAACCAGUUUCAAUUGUUUAAAAACUUUUAUAUAAUUGCCAUGAAUAAUAAAUAUCUAUAAAGAAUUUAUUGAAUCAAUAUUUUCAUUACUUGAAAUUUAUUGGGACCAGUUAUUGAGUAGAAAUACUGACAAUUCUCUGACUUCUUAAACUUAAAUAAUACUUAUAGUCGUCUACUCCCGUUCGAUAGCUGAUAUUAUUAUCGAUAGGCCAUGCUUCUUAUUUAUAUUAUUUACCUUGAUGAAGACUCAAUAACUACCUUGGAUAAUUCUGUACCGACCACAUUUUUAUUAAAAUUUAUGUAGCUGGCAGAGAAAGCAGCUAUAUGUCCCCUUUUGGGAUUUGAAUGUGAUUGAAAUCAUUCUUCCCUUACGUAAUAUUUAAAAUAUCAAUAAAAUAUCUUGAGGAAAAUGUUAUUUUCUUUUCUCAUAUUACAAGCUUCAAAUUAGUUAUUAAUAGUUGUAAUAAAAUCACAUUCUUCAGUUAUUAUCGUAGCUCGAAAAAUUAUAUGAGUAGUCUUCUUAUGCUAGAACAUAAUUCUAUUUGUGUUCAUAAUAAAUUAUGAUGAAUCUCUAUUUAUUUAAUCUAUUUAAAUAUUACACCUAAAAUCACCUAGUCUAAGUGUGUUGUUAUAAAAUUUGUUUUAUAAUAUUACCAAUAAAAAUAUAAUGAAUUAUGUGAUUAUAUGAGAAUAUGCUUGUAAAAAGUAUUAAAAAAAUGGUGAAAAUAUCUUAAACUCUAAAACUUUUUCAUUUUAUUGUUUGUAAAGUCUAGUUGAUCAUGACAAUAAAGAAAUUGACAAUAAA
This is a messenger RNA of Nilaparvata lugens (brown planthopper), 2909 nucleotides long. RefSeq names its product aromatic-L-amino-acid decarboxylase. Gene Ontology annotation, biological process: serotonin biosynthetic process; amino acid metabolic process; catecholamine metabolic process. The record is from RefSeq and is a predicted model, not a curated record. The transcript is spliced from 13 exons. Lineage: Eukaryota; Metazoa; Arthropoda; Insecta; Hemiptera; Delphacidae. Gene Ontology annotation, molecular function: aromatic-L-amino-acid decarboxylase activity; pyridoxal phosphate binding. The coding region runs from base 147 to 1592 and encodes 481 amino acids.